GACAGCCAGCCUGGCCGGGCCAGCAGCUGCCUCCCCCGGCUGGGAAAACCAACAGGGGUCGGUGCAGGCGGAGUGGAGGAGUGGAGAGAUCCGGGCGAAGAGACGAGGAGCUGGACAACUGUCAAAACCGAGGUCAGUGAGAUAUAAAUAGAGGAGCUAGUGGCUGUAUUUUUCCUCCAGGACUCGGGAAAACAUGUUUUCACAGUGACUGGACUCAGAAGCAGAAGAAGGGGAUAUGAUUUUCUUUUCUUUUCUUUUUUUUUUGUACCCCGCACAUUGCUCUCACUACUCCGUUACGGGAGCCUGCCUAGCAACGUGAAGGAGCAGCCGCUUCUCUCCCUGCCUUCCCGCGGCUGGAGCUCCGGAUAAAACGUGUGCGGAUGCUGCGAUGUUUUCUGCUUUAUUUUUGCAUUAAAUAACAUCUCCGGGACGGGGAGCAAACUCCGGCGAGGUAAAGAGCCCAGAGAAGCAGCGAGGAAAAUACCAAAAAUAUUUAUUUGAUAGGCAGAUAGAGGGGGGCAAUGGUGUAGAACCGACAUAAGGAGAGGGAGGAGAGGAGGAGUCGCAGUAGGAGAAGAGCCAAAAAACCUGUUUGUUCAUCGGGCUGGGGAAAUGAGGAGGAGAAGGGACGGGCGACCUCUUCGUUAAGUGUAACACAUCCUAGGGAUCAAUGUGAGUGGACGAGAGGGGGCUGCAAGAAGCGGACAUUAGCCCAGAUUUCCCCGGGACGCGGCGAUGGGGUUCGGCCGGGUUCACAUACUCCGUCUGCCGGCCGCAGCCUCAGCAGCAGCAGCAGCAGCAGCUAGAGAAGGAGGAGAUUAGAGAGAGCAGCCACUGAGGAGGUGACCCUUAUCAUAUCCUGAAGGAGGAGAGACACAGAGCAUGACCCUGCAUUUGUCAGCAGUGCCAAAGAAGAGCCUGGGAGUAGCCUCCAUGGCCAGAGAAUCAUUGCCUUCCUAGCUCCAUCAGGAGCCCUGAUAACCCUGCACCAGGGGGCUCAAGCUUUCCCUUGACUCCACUAGGAGGCUCACUCCAACCCAUCUGCCAGCUCAGAUAACCCUCUGAAAGUUGGCAACCACAUGUUUGAGGUGACUGUAUGUGACCAGCGCCGCCGCCCAUUCCUGAGCAGCAGCCUCCUGCAACCUCAAUCUGCACCAUGCAGUGGAGACGGCGGCACUGCUGUCCCAUCAAGAUGACCUGGACUGUCAAGCGUUCACUCUUCCGGACCCACGUGGCGGGCCUCCUCUCGCUGGCCCUACUUUUUACCCUUUUCUUAUUCUUCAGUCAACAGGACUGGUUGCCAGGACGCAGCGGGCCCCGGGAAAACCCUCUGGCCUAUACUGUCAGGGGCUUCCGCAGCCCCAAGGUAGAUGCCAACCAGAGCAGCUCCCUAAGGAGCCUCUGGAAGGAGACAGGGUAUGUCGCACCCAAGCCUCUGCUCAACCUCAGCUCUCAGCAGGCAGAGGGGGCCAGUGAAGCAGGAGGAGGAGGAGCAGGAGGAGGAUCUAGGACGGGUGUAAUGGGGCUUGAGGAUUCAAUGAGCGCUAACAACAGUUUACAAAAAGAGAUGGGUGUGGGAGGGAGGCUCAGUGCCCAGCCUUACCGCUACAUCCUAAAUGAGCCCUUCAAGUGCAGGGACAGCACACCCUUCCUCAUCCUCCUCAUUGCUGCUGAACCUGGCCAGGCCGAUGCCCGCAAUGCCAUCCGCCAGACAUGGGGAAAUGAGAGCGUGGCAAUGGGGCUUGGCUUUGUUCGACUCUUUUUGCUCGGCACAGGAAAGAGCUCAGACACGUUUCUCCAGAGCAGCAUAGAGGAGGAGAGCCGAGUUUACCAUGACAUCAUCCAACAGGACUAUCAGGACACAUACUACAACCUGACCAUCAAAACCCUGAUGGGCAUGAACUGGGUGGCUACCCAUUGUCCACAUGCCUGCUACGUGAUGAAGACGGACAGCGACAUGUUUGUCAAUACUGAGUAUCUCAUCCAGAAGCUGCUGAAGCCUGAGCUGCCUCCCCGGCAGAAAUACUUCACAGGCUACCUGAUGAGAGGAUAUGCACCAAACCGGAACAAGGACAGCAAGUGGUACAUGCCGCCUGAGCUGUACCCCAGUGAGCGCUACCCCAUAUUCUGCUCGGGUACGGGGUACGUGUUCUCAGGGGACAUGGCUGAGCUGAUCUACCAAGCCUCUCUCAGCAUACGCAGGCUGCAUCUGGAAGAUGUGUACGUGGGGAUCUGCCUGGCGAAGCUGCGUAUCGACCCGGUGCCGCCUCCCAACGAGUUCCUCUUCAACCACUGGAGGGUGUCUUACUCCAGUUGUAAGUACAGCCACCUGAUCACAUCCCACCAGUUCCAGCCCAACGAACUCAUCAAGUAUUGGCACCACCUGCAGACCAACAAGCACAAUGCCUGUAUCAACAUGGCCAAGGAAAAGAAUGGGAGGUACAGACACCGAAAGUUUCACGGCGAGAGACCUCAGUGAUGUUACCCAGCACCUGCCUUGGCAAGGAAGGCGACAGACGGACAUGGUGACAGCUUGAGCCAGAGCAGGGCAUGUUGAGAGAACUUAGCACUAUACACUCUAUGGGAAAGAGCACAUUGUUUUUGGUAUUGUGUACAGUCGAUGAUCAAAACUAUUUUUUUAUUUUAAGAAAGAUGUUAAGUAUUGUAAACCUGUUCAGCUGUUUCUAAAAGGGAGAGUGGAGUACAUGUCUAUGUGCAAUAUGAAGCAUGCACAAAAAAGUACAACAGGUCAAGAGUGGUGGUUAUGAUACUUCAGGUGCCAAUAGAAAAGUGGUAAUUCACACUACGAUUUAAUGUGAGUAUUCUCUCUACACAGGUCGUACCUGUUAUAUCACUAAUAGUGGAGCCAACUCCGCGACAAAUCUUUAAAAAAAAAAUUUAAGACACAAAGUCGUGUUUACACAGACAAAGGGAAAUGUACAUGUAUAAUGGUGAAAGUUACACUACCUAAAUAUGAAUGAAAGUAUCUUUGACGUGGACCAGUUAUGCUGCCCUGUUUCUCAAUGUUUACUUUACAGAAAUAUCAAAAAAAAAAAUGAGACUCUAAUGAGAUGGUUUAUCUGUCAUAUUCUGUAUUUUAUUUACAACCAAUGCGAAAGCACUCAGAAUCACAUGUCAGAGAUGACUGAGAUUGUAUUUUUUAAAGCUUUACAUUGAGUGAGUAUGAGUCUGCACUUGAGCAAAUGUGCAAUGAAUCAAAUAACAAUUAAAUGUAUUGAAUUCAA
Messenger RNA from Myripristis murdjan (pinecone soldierfish), 3245 nucleotides. It is a transcript of the gene b3galt2, whose product is annotated as UDP-Gal:betaGlcNAc beta 1,3-galactosyltransferase, polypeptide 2. Gene Ontology annotation, biological process: protein O-linked glycosylation. NCBI's taxonomy places the organism in Eukaryota, Metazoa, Chordata, Actinopteri, Holocentriformes, Holocentridae. The record is from RefSeq and is a predicted model, not a curated record. Gene Ontology annotation, cellular component: Golgi membrane. The coding region runs from base 1157 to 2479 and encodes 440 amino acids. The transcript is spliced from 2 exons. Gene Ontology annotation, molecular function: N-acetyl-beta-D-glucosaminide beta-(1,3)-galactosyltransferase activity.